AUGGAUGUGAAAGCUUUGAAACCAGCGGAAUUGGACGAACUUACAUGCAAUAUCCUCCUGACCGGUCAGAAAAACAUCAAAUUGACUGUGGAUGAGAAGAUGUUGACUCGAUUGUGCGUUACGGCGUGUGAGGUGGUUUUUUUAAAAUUUUUAAAAUUAAAAAAAAAUUUUGGUUUUUAAAAAUGACACAAUGGCUUGAAAUUAGAGUUUUGAAGAGGUUUUUAUUUUGUAAUAGGUCACAUAUGGUAUUGUUAUAGCUUGUUUAAGAAUGUUUAGCUUUGGGUACGGUAAUUUUUUUUGGAGGGGGAGGGUAAAAAAAUAUUUUUAAAUUUUUUUGCCGGGCUUAAAUGGGGACCAAGUUCAAUUUUCUCAAAAAGUUUUGGGACUUUCACCCGGCCCUACUCUACCCUACCUUACCCUACCGUACCCUAUUCUGGUCUACACUAUUCUAUCCUACCUUGACCUAUCCUACUCUGGACUACCUAACCCGAAUGUGAAAAAAAAGUCUAAAAACAUAGUUUUAGGUAUUCAAUUCUCAAGAGAUGAUGAUCGAAAUCAAUGGUCCGGUGAACGUCUGUGGUGACCUACAUGGCCAGUUCGGCGACUUGUUACGACUCUUUGAUAAAUGUGGCUUUCCACCUGAAUCUAACUAUCUCUUUCUUGGUAAGUUAAAGCUGAGUAGACAAAGCUUUAUAUAGUGAAGGCUAUUAGGGCGUUUACUACUGAUAACAUGUCGCAUGAUAUCAGUUAUGUCAAGUUCCAACCACCAAUUUACAUUACUUUAGGUGAUUACGUAGACCGAGGUCCGUUAAGCCUAGAGACCAUAAGCCUACUGUUCUGUUACAAGGCCAGAUAUCCUCAUAACAUGUUUUUACUGCGUGGUAACCACGAAACUAGAGAUGUGAAUCGAGUUUAUGGAUUCUAUGAAGAAUGUCAGUUACGCUACAGUUUGGACUUGUACCGUGCUUACUCGACCGCUUUUGAGUUCAUGCCAUUGACCGGGCUGAUUGGGGAGAAGAUACUGUGCAUGCACGGCGGUAUCUCACCUUCGUUGUACCAUUUGGAUCAGGUAAAGGCUGUUUAUGAUGUUGUAGUAGGUAUUGCUAGGUGUAAAAUGAUACAGAAAAGUUUUUUCUAAUAUUGUAAUAGGUAUUGGUUGGUUUCAAAUGAUCAAAUAAUAUUUUUCUGAUAUUGUAGUUGGUGCCAAUAAGUGAAAACUGGUGUAAAACAAGGUAUUUCCCUUGAAAAAUAAUAUAAAUCUGGACUAAAACAUGAUUUAUUGAUAAAAUAUUACCUAAUAUAAUAUAUAUAUUACUGAUAAAUACUAUAUAAAAUAAUAUUUUUCCAGCUCCGUGACAUAAAACGACCAUUAGAACCAACAACCAAUAUGACACUCGAACUUGACGUCCUAUGGUCAGAUCCUCAAGCUGGUGUUCAGGGCUACACACCCAGUACCAGAGGUGCCAGUUACUGCUUUGGUGAAGAUGCCUUGAAUGACAAACUACAAAAACUCAACUUGGACAUGGUUGUUAGAGCUCAUCAGGUGGUCAAUGAUGGGUAAGUGCACCCAGCCUUAACUCUAAUUCUACGAUACCCUACCCUACCCUAUCCUACCCUACCCUACCCAAUACUUUCAGAUUUGAAUUUUUCGCCAACCGCAAGCUGGUUACCGUAUUCUCAGCCCCGCUUUACUGUGGUCAAUUCAAUAACUCGGGAGCGGUGAUGCAGAUUUCAGAAGACUUGACCUGCUCUUUCACCAUACUACAAGCCAUUGUCGACAAACAUCAACAAACCAACGAACAGACCGUGGCUACAAUAUGCCCAGCACGAGAAAGAACCACCCCACCCCCACUAUCAGCCGCUUCACCAGGUAUAAAGCCGGCUGCUUCGCCAGGAAUGAAAGCAAGUGAACCAUCCCCAACAUCGAGUAGCGUCACCAAAAGUGUUCAAGGAACAUCGCCGAGUGGGAACUCGGAGCGGGAGGAGAACAAUAGUGGUGGUUUGGUGAGGGAAAUUUUGAAGCUUUCAAAAAAUUUAAAAAAGGCGGGGUAGGGGGAAAGUGUAGGAAUACUGAAUAAGUAAGACAUGGGUAAAAUGUGGGUAUAAACUUGAGUGGGGGACGGUAGAAUAAGGUAGAGUAGGUUAGACCAGGAAAGAUUACGGUAGGAAAGGGUCGAAUAAGGCAGGGUAAGGUCAAAUAAGGUAAAGUAGGAUUGGGUAAGAUAGGGCGGAAUAGAGCUGGGUGAGGUAAGGUAGGGUUAAGGAGGGCAUGCGAAUGGUUGUAAUAUUGGGUAUGGAAGGGUAGAAUAAGAUAAGAUGCAGUCAAGUAAAGUACAACGGAAUAGAUUUGGGUAAGGUAAGGUAGGGCAGGGUAGAAUAAAGUGAGGUAGGGUUGGGUGUAGGGUAGUGCAAGGUAAGGUAAAGUAGAUAGGGUAUGGUAGGGUAGAGAAAGGUGAAGUAGGAUAGCGUAGGAUUGCAUAAGGUAUGGCAGGUUAGGAUAUGAUAGAAGAAAUAAAAAUUUAAAAAAUCCAAAAAAAAACAUUUAAAAAUGUUUUUUUCAGAGCCAGGGUGGAUCAAUGAGAAGAAAAAGUGCCGCAAAACUAGGUCAAACAGGGUCUACUAGAGGUAAACCUAAAUAUUUUUUAAUUUUUUGUAAAUUUUGAGCUUCACAUUAAUAGACACAAGGAAUUGAAAAAAAUGUGAAAAUAUUAUUUUAGAAUUAUCAACCGGUAAAUCGAGAAGUUUGUCAUUGAACAAAAGUCCAGGAUCCGCCAGAGAAGCAGCAGCAUCGGCUAGAGGUGGGUAUCUACAUAUAGCAUACCUUACUUUACCUUUCCUUACCCUACUUUACCCUCCCUUACUUUUACGAUAAUUUCUUGGACGUGGUAAAUUUUUGGGCAAGCAAGUUAGGGUACAGUAGAGUACGGUAAGGUAGUUAAUUUGAGUAAGAUAAGCUGGGUAAUGUGCUUUGCCAUUCCGUAAUAUAAACCCUAUUUCAGAAGGAACAUCCGCCUCGCCUCCACGUUCAAAAGGCAAACAGUCGACAGUAUCGCCGGUUUCACCGUCUGUCACCUCAGGUACAUCAUCACCAGCAAAAUCACCGGCUGCCAAUAACGAUGGCUUCGAGGAGGUGGAAGGAGCUCCAUGCAAGCCGAAUAAAGAAAGCUCCAACCUCGACGAUGAGCUUCAGAAGUCGGAACAUGAGAGCAAGAAAGAGAAGGACGAAGAAAAAUAA
Bursaphelenchus okinawaensis is the source of this 3235-nucleotide messenger RNA. NCBI's taxonomy places the organism in Eukaryota, Metazoa, Nematoda, Chromadorea, Rhabditida, Aphelenchoididae. The record is from the annotation of a GenBank genome assembly.